Messenger RNA from Gregarina niphandrodes, 1986 nucleotides. Its product is annotated as glycyl-tRNA synthetase. Gene Ontology annotation, molecular function: ATP binding; glycine-tRNA ligase activity. The record is from RefSeq and is a predicted model, not a curated record. The transcript has a single exon. Gene Ontology annotation, cellular component: mitochondrion; cytoplasm. NCBI's taxonomy places the organism in Eukaryota, Apicomplexa, Conoidasida, Eugregarinorida, Gregarinidae. Gene Ontology annotation, biological process: mitochondrial glycyl-tRNA aminoacylation. The coding region runs from base 1 to 1986 and encodes 661 amino acids.
AUGUUGGGAGAGAAGUUAGCGGAACAGAGCGGGGCUUUGGAUAACUUACUUCGACGGCGAUUUUUCAUUGCUCCGUCAUUUGAAAUAUAUGGUUCUGCUGCUGGUCUGUUUGACUUUGGACCUAAUGGUUGUGCAGUGAAGAAUGAACUCGAGCGUCAGUGGAGGCGGCAUUUUGUGUUGGAAGAGGAUUUGAUGGAGAUUUGUGGUCCUAAUCUUACUCCACAUGCGGUGUUGAAGGCCUCUGGUCAUGUAGACCGGUUUCAGGACUUUAUGUGUGAGGACAUGGUUACAAAAGAGUGUUUUCGUGCUGACAAGAUCAUUGAAGAGUGCUUGAGUAAGUACCUGUCUGAUGCUCAGUGUCCGACACCUGGGGUUGAAACCAGGAGCGAUGCGGAAGGCAAGGUUGCCAAGAAAGCGGAUUACAAAAAAGGGGAUUACAAAAAAGGGGAUGGCAAAAAAGGGGAUGACAAAAAAGGCGCUGCAUUAUCCGGUGAACAGUUGUCUGCUAUUCCCAUGAUACUGGCCAAGCUGGAAGGCAUGACUGAAGAGGAAAUGGAUGCAGUGAUACGAGAGUACAAGAUUCGGUCUCCUGUUGGAAACGAUUUGAGUAAGCCGUAUCCCUUCAACUUAAUGUUCGCUACCAGGAUCGGUCCGAAACAGACGACGGAUGGAGCCGGAAUAGCCUACUUGCGUCCGGAAACAGCUCAAGGCAUAUUCGUGAACUUCCGCCGUUUGCUUGAGCAAAACAAUGGUAGAAUGCCGUUUGGAGGAGCAUGCGUGGGAACGAGCUUCCGUAACGAGAUUGCACCGCGGAAUGGUUUGUUGCGCGUCCGUGAAUUCCCGAUGGCGGAAAUUGAGUAUUUCUGCGAUCCUUUGUGUAAGUCUCCUUUCGGCAAGUUUGAGAGUGUCAAAAACGUCCGUGUGCCUUUGUUCGAUCGAGAGAGCCAACUGAGUCCAAGUGACCCUAAGCCACGUAUGAUGAGCCUGGUGGACGCGGUGAAUAGCAAGAUCAUUGACAACGAGACGUUAGCAUACUUCAUGGGUCGAACGUAUCUCUUUUUGGUAUCCAUCGGUAUUAAUCCAGAAGGUUUACGUUUCCGUCAGCACUUGGAGACGGAGAUGGCUCACUACGCCUCGGACUGCUGGGAUGCCGAGAUCUUAACCUCCUACAAGUGGGUGGAAUGUGUUGGAAUUGCCGACCGGUCAGCGUUCGAUUUAACACAGCACGCCAGAGCAACCAAGGUGGACCUGCAGGCGUCCCGGCAGUUGCCUGAGCCGCGCAUGGAGGAGCGUCUGGAGGUGGUGGCCAACCGUAAGGCGCUAGGUCCAAUUAUGAAGAAGGAUUUGGGCGAACUCAUGUCCAUUUUAGAAAGCCUUCAGGACGAUGAGAAAUUGGAGAAACAACAAGAACUGGCCGACACUGGGUGCUGCAACAUCCAGCUCGGCGAUGGUCGCUCGGUAUCUGUCGAAUCCAAGUAUAUGGAGAUAACAAAAAAAAAUAUUAAGGUGACUGAGGAAGUAUUCAUACCUAAUGUAAUCGAACCUUCCUUCGGAAUUGGCCGAAUAAUACAGGCUGUAUUUGAGCAUGCCUACCGACAGAGAGAUGCCGAAAGAACAUUUUUGGCUCUGUCACCGCUCAUUGCGCCAUUCAAGGUGGCCAUUCUACCCAUUAGCAACCAGCCAUCAUUUACUCCUAUUCUUGAUAACAUUAGAUCCGGUUGUUUGCAACACGGCUUAAGCUGCAAGGUCGAUGCGAGCGGAGCUUCCAUAGGCAAGCGAUAUGCCAGAACUGACGAGCUGGGAAUACCCUUCGCUCUUACCAUCGACUUUGAAACUCUUAAAGACCAAUCGGUCACUCUCCGCGAACUCAUCUCCAUGGAACAAAUCAGGCUACCCAACUACAUCGAGGCUUAUCCUCUCAUACAGCAGUUAAUGCAGAAUGCCAUCACCUGGGACCAAGCCACCCAGAAAUAUGGGAAACAAUAA